Molecule: messenger RNA, 10585 nt
Organism: Pecten maximus
Lineage: Eukaryota; Metazoa; Mollusca; Bivalvia; Pectinida; Pectinidae
Biological process (GO): chromatin organization
Cellular component (GO): nucleus
Molecular function (GO): nucleosome binding; protein binding
Source: RefSeq, a predicted model, not a curated record
UAAUAUGGCGCCAGUUGUUGAACUCCGAAGUCCCGAUUCUUUCUGAUUUAUUUUCUACAAGGCAACGUCGACGACACCAAAUGGGUCUAUAUGGACUAUAUGCAAUAAGUAUCUGUUACUGCAGAAAAUGCUGAUGAUUCUUUAAACUGAAAAUGAUUCGGAUAGCAGCUCUCAAUGAUUCGAGCAGUGAAGAUGAUAGUCGAGCUCAAAGGAACCCGGCCAGAAGAACUAAGGAGGCAAAGGAGUCUGAAGCUUUCACCUUGUAUGAUGCGGCACUGCGACUACAGAGACAUGGUGAUGUAGAUUUGGCAGAGACUGCGUUCAAGGAUCUACUCAAUCAUGGAUUCCUCAGAGAGACAGCACAAUUGGUUGAUGAUGAAGAAGAAGGGGCAGACCAGGAUGGACUUCGCCUGCUGUACUCCAUUCACAAAAAUCUGGCCAGUAUGGCACUGCAUAGAGGGGACCUACAGUCAGCCAUCUGGUCCUAUGUAGAGGCAGUAAAAAUUGACACAACAGAAGUGACAGUCUGGUACAAGAUUGGAACCAUUGCUCUCAAGAUUUACAACUUCCCACUUGCCAGACUGGGCUUUGAAAAGGGACUACACUGUAAUCCUAACCACUGGCCAUGCCUGGACCAUGUUAUUACACUACUGUAUGCCAUGAACGAUUACUGGAAUUGUCUGUACUACAUCUCACGAGCUCUAGAGAAGGAUUCGGAGUACACCAAGGGUCUGGUGCUCAGGAAGCAAAUUUUUAAAGAGCACCCAUCUCUAAAAUAUGACACAGAUGAAAUGUUUGAAAAGUGUGAUCCAGUUAUCAUGCUAGCUAAAGUGGACCCAUCAGAGUCAGAGGAGUAUAUCAACGAGGCACUAGAUUUAAGAGACAGACGAAGAGAAUUGGCCAAGGAACCUGAGCCUCUCCCCAUCAAACUCACAAAACCAAUCACUCAUUUUACAUGGAAGAACUUGGGAGAAAGUCUUGUGGAACUGUAUGAUAGGGCCAAACACUCAGAUCCUCCUUUGAGCCUGGGACUACGAGUUGACCUGUCAGAGUACAGUAACUGUACAGAUAGACCUACUGUUAUACCUGGUGUAUGUAAAUCACCUAUUGUACAGGAGGCGUCGGAUAAUUCAGGUGAAAUGGAAGUUGACUCUGUUACUGUGGAUACCAAUGAAACAAAAUCUAAAGAGGAUAAAAACAGGGAUGAAAAUAAUACAUUAGAACAUGAUGUCCAGAUGAUAACAGAGGAUCCAACUGCUCCGUUAGAUUCUCAAAGAGAAAAAGAUCAUGAUGCCAUGGAUAUUGGUGAUGCACAAGAUCAAAUAAAAUCUAUUUCCUCUCUGAUGCCAUCCGCUUCAUUUGCGAUAAUAUUACCAUCAUCCCCACUGUCAACAGCUGUUGUGAGUCAGGCAAAUAUAACAGAUUCACCUAUACCAACAGUUGAUGUGAGUCAGGUAAACAAAACAGAUUCAGCUAUACCAACAGUUGAUGUGAGUCAGGCUAACAAAACAGAUUCAGCUACACUAACAGUUGAUGUGAGUCGGGCAAACAAAACAGAUUCAGCUAUACUAACAGUUGAUGUGAGUCGGGCAAACAAAGCAGAUUCAGCUAUACCAACAGUUGAUGUGAGUCGGGCAAACAAAACAGAUUCCCCUAUAGUACCAGCUGAUGUUGAGAUGCCACUUGAGACUGUCCCCAAGUCUCUGCAGGCAGUGCCAAGUAAUUAUCCAUCAACAACUGUCUCUGAGUCUCGAGAAUUCUUCAGUGAAAAGGAGCCUCCUCUGACACUCAAUAAAGAAAAACAGCCACUCACACGUUCUCUCACUGAACUAGAGCACUCGUCUGAUCUUUCCGAGCUGCAAGAAACUCUUGUUUUAAGAUUGUCACCAAUAAACACUUCGCCGGAAAUUCCAAGCAAGGUUUCACAGUUUUCAGAUGUGUCUGAGCCACCACAAACAACUCCUUUAGGAGACCUUUCACCUUCAUCGAGACUGCCAGUCAAACUGCCACAGUCAUGUACUGUUACAGAGACUCGACAGAUAUUGCCUGUAACAGGUAUGUCGCCAACUGUUUCAACAAAAUCUGUUGCAGAAACAUCACAGAUAACGACAACUGUCGCUGAGACAAUGGAGACCGAAUCUUUUUCAGAAAUACCACGUACAAAUGUUUCAGGAACUCCACAGAUGUUGUCAUCAGCUACACUACCUGCAACUGUUUCAGGAACUUCACCGACAUUGUCAUCAGGGAAGUUGGCUAUAACAUCUGUUUCUGGAAUUGUACAGACAACAUCAUCAGGGUUACUGCCAACAACACCUGUGCCAGGGAUGUUACCGUCAUCGCCAGUUUCUGGAAUAUCACAUACUACACCAAUAUCGGGAUUCCCGCAUACAGCACAGAGUUCAGGAAUACCACAUACAACACCAAUUUCUGAAAUACCACAUGCAACACCAAUUUCUAGAAUACCACAUAUCUCACCGAUUUCUGGAAUACCACAUACAUCACCGAUUUCUGGAAUUCCACAUACAUCACCAAUUUCUGAAAUGCAACAUACCACACCUGAUAUCACAACACCAAUUUCUGGAAUACCAUAUACAUCACCGAUUUCUGGAAUACCACAUACAUCACCAAUUUCUGGAAUACCACAAACAACACUGAUUUCUGGAAUACCACAGACAACUCCGAUUUCUGGAAUACCACAGACAACUCUGAUUUCUGGAAUACCACAGACAACUCCGAUUUCUGGCAUACCACAGACAACACCUGUUUCUGCCCCUAUGUCAGGACUAGUACACACUCCAGUAACAGAAUUGUCAUAUACGGUACCGACAAUGUCCACACCUACAUCACCAUUGUCUACACCUGGUGUACAUCGGACAUCAACUAUAACAGCUCUUCAUGACCACACAUGUGCAGCACCUGUGGAGACGGAGGACCUGGGAAAAGGGCGUGGCAGGGCACCUAAAAGGAAGAGAGGGUUCAUACCAGAUGACUUCGGACUCAGUGUCAAACGUAGGAGUGCCAGGGUGAGAAAUGUUAGUAAACCGAAAGAAGAACCCAGUGUUAAUUUUGAAGAGCUCCUCAUCUCCUUCCUGCCAUCUAGUCUUAAACAAAAUAAUGAGGAUGAUGAUACCGAAAUGCUGGUGAUACAGGAACAGGAACAGUCAGUACAAAAUGGAGAAGAGAAGACUACAGGUGGUGAUACAGAGCCGAUAACAGAAGUACAGAAACUGACCACAACAGAAGAUACAGAGGUUAGAGAAUUCUUAAAACAGAACAUCAAAAACGGAGGAACAAUUUGUCUGAUGCUGCGUUACCUCUUUGCCUUGGCAAAACAUGGGGAUACUAAAUGGCCAUCAGGACUGACAGACAUAUAUCUGAAGGUUUAUAGUCGCACUAGAAAACACUUCGAUCUCCCGGACAUCUUCAGCUUGAGUGAUUCUGAGGAAUACACACAGAACUUGGGAAAGACAUGCCAGUUAGCAGCAGAAUUUCAGCUUGAUCAAUGGAUUGUGAAUAACAGACUGACCCUCUCGCCUGGUAGUUCUCCGAGGAGUCCAGGGUCACAGCAGUUGCAGACAUCUGACCUCCCCUCUCACUGUAACGAUGACCUCUGGUUCAUCACCGGACUGACAGGAUGUGGUGAGGUCAUGGGUUCAAACUGGCUUCCUCAUUGUAUUAGAGUGUAUUGGAUGAAGUCCCGGUUUUACAUGCUGCAAGGCAAAAUGGAUGAUGCCUUGUUUUGUUUCCAAAAGACUUUGGAGUACUUGGAGUAUAGUAAGAAACAAGGGGAGCCUGCCAGGAUAUGUCUUGUCAACUGUAAAAUGGACAGGAUCAUAGCUAUAGACCAGGUUAAGAGUCACCAGGAAUCACUCCACAGAUGUCAGUCACUGGAGGAGACACAGAAGCUGUAUGAGUCUGGGAACUAUGAGAAAGUGGUGGACUUUAUACUUCAAACAUUUACACAACCACAACUCAAGGGGAAGACGGUGGCAUUCAGUGCAGCAAUACCAGAGCGUCAGUCACAGCUGCUUCUUCUCCAGGACUCUCUCUUUAAGAUGGAGGCACACAAGAAAGGCAUGGUGUGGGGUGAGGUGUCAUUCAAUGAGGCUGUGCAGUGUUAUAAGAAGGCAACCAAUACAGAACAGAGGGAUGCCUGGAGUGUGACACUGUCCAAGAUCUGUCAGAACCUCAUCAGGAUUCUAGACAAAAAGGAGGAUGUUUUGAAAGAUGUUCCUAACAUCAAUCUUGUGAGACUGUCUAGAAAUUUAAUCAGCAUCAUUGACAUCACAAUGGCAGCUCCAGACAGUGCAGUUGAAAUGCCUAUAGGCACAGUGUUACCUUGGAUUCUCCUGUAUAAGUUAAUUAAAUUUGAGGAAGACAAGAUCCGAUCCAUGCAGGUAGCUACUCAAGAAGCUGGACAUGCAGACCUAUUGGACGGGAUGCCAUCUUACCUCAUGCUACUAAAUAUAGCACAUGAGUAUCUGGCUAGACAUAGUUGGUGUACAAAGUCAGAUGGGUCCCUGCUACUAUUCUAUCUAGACGUGGCCCAAAAAUUCUUCAGUGGGUCUUUUCAAUUCAAACACGACCUUGAACAAUCCUACGAACAAUGUGUGUAUUGCCUGUUUGGUCACCCUAACAAGAAGGGGCGUGCCCGUCAUCUGAUGGACCACAACGCUGCCCAGAUAGACCUCACAUGGGACAGUGCUCAGAAGAUCUUUGAGUACUUUAAACCCAAUUCUGUACCAGAGUUUGAUAGCUAUAAGGCAGACGCUGUGUCAGCAGAUGUUGAAUCCCUCCUGAAAAGAAUUGCACAGUUAGUUCCAGAUUCAGAAAAGCCCGCAAAACUGAUGGAAAAUUUGCAGGAUUACAUAGAGGGUAACACCAAUAUUCCACCUACACCUGACACCAAACAUCUGUCGACUGUUUCCAAGGAGUUGUACUACUUACUGGCCGACUACUAUUUCAAGAACAAGGAACAGGCGAAAGCAGUGCGUUUCUACAUGAGUGACAUUUGUAUGAAUCCUACACGUCUGGACUCCUGGGCAGGGAUGGGCCUCGCACGGAUGAGUCAAUUGGAACAAAAACUGAGUUCAACUGCCCUGAAAAUGGAUAUGCCCAUUUACCGGAAGUCUAUUGGAGCUCUUAGAUGUUUCCGGAGAGCUGUCGAAAUUGAUGAUUCUAAUGCCAAACUGUGGAUAGAGUACGGGUCACUAGCAUAUCAGCUGCACUCCCACGCCUCACGCCAACUUAAAUGGAAAAACUGGUUUCCAUUGACUGAGGAACUUGACCACAUUGCCUCAGACAGUCGACAGGAAAUGCUUCAGACAGCAUUUAACUGUUACAAGAAAGCAAGCGAGUGUGAGAGUGAUGAAAAUGAGGAAGAAUGGUUACAGCAUUAUAUGAUGGCGAAAUGCCUGGAAAAGAUGAGGAAACCUCCAAAGGAAUAUCUUGACCACUACAAAAAGGCAGCAGAAUACCUGUAUGAGGAGAAUGCUACAUUCCCCAAGAAGAUUGUCUAUGCCUACACUACCCCACACCUGGCUGUGGAAUCUCUCGAGAUUUUCUACCGUAUCCACGUGUCCAUCAUGAAGCUUCUGCUGAAGAACAAAACCAUACUGGAGUCGGACAUGCAGCUAUUUCAGCAUUAUAUAACCGAGGCAGCCAACAGUCCAUUUGCCCGAUGUCAGGAGAAACGACAGAUCACAUCCACUUUAGAUGGUUCAGUGUUACCUGUGAGUCAAGGAACUAAAUCAGGAGGAAAGAAGUCAAAGGUCAUGACAAUGGACCACACAUACUCUAAACAGAAAAAUACAGUAGAUGGUUCUGGCACUGACCCAACAACUUCUGAUCUUGACCAGGCCAUGACCUCCAAACCUGGUGCUAUGGUUACACACAGAGAGGUCAAGGUUAUUGAUUCCUCUAAAGCUGCUGGGAGCAUGAUGGAAUUAUCUGCUGAAAAUCUUGAUGAACAUUUGACUAAAUCUGUUGAAAAGGAUCCGGAGGAAGUCAGUUCGAGUGUGGCUAAGGAAAAGUCAGCUGAGCAAGGUCAAGGUGACACGGCUGUUGAUGUAUCUGAGGGGGAUUGUUUUUUCUUAGAUGAAGUCACUGGCAUUGUAAAACAAACUUCCUUUGGUUUUGAUGUGAAGGGGGAGUCACAAACAAUGGAUAAAGGUGAUGGCGCUAAUAUAAUGAAAGAAACCAAAGAGAAACCGGCUAACAAGACUAAUGAUAAAUCUAUGGAGGUGUGUAAUACGGAAGACAAAUCUAGUGAUAAUGCCAUGGAUGUGUCUGCUACAGAGGACAAACUCUUAUCUGAAGACAAACUGGACGAGAAAUACUUGGGGAAAGAUGAUGAUUCUCUGUCCAAGUUGGAUGAAGAUGCUUUAUUGUCGGACUCCUUACCACAAGACCGAGAUAUUCAGACGUCUGGUGAAGAUAAAAAAUCACAUGACAUCAUUUCACAGGACAAAAGUCCUGAUACCAAGUCUAGUCCUCACAAGGAAGCAGAUGUUGAUGGACAGGAGGAUGAGAAAUCCUACCAUUCAGAUGUAAGGGAAUUAAGUCAAGGAAACGAGAGUAUGGAAUCUGAGACGAGGCAAUAUGGUGACAUGAACCUGCCCGAGGACCAGGAGGCUGGACCACCCAUUGACCCCAGUGAGUUAUCCCUAUCCAAGGGACUGCGGGAGAGAAUGGCCCAGGAAUUAGAGGGCGAUCUCAUGUCAAAAUCUGAGCAAGGCCCAUCAACGGAAGGCUUGGAAACCGACUCCAAGAGUAGGAAGGAUGAGAAAUCUGAAGACAGCCUUUUUGAUGAUGAAGAAUUGGGAGAAAGUUUGGAUGAUUCUUUCUUGUCGGAUUCUUUUGACUCCAUCCCUGAUACACUGGGCUCACCUUCCAGAUCAGUUGCUGAUUCCUUGUCAAAAUCUGGUGAUUCUUUAUCAAAGUCUGGUGGAUUUUUGGCUCAGUUUAACCAGUUCUUAUCAAAAAAUAUUAUCCCUGAUGAUAUAAUAUCAGAAAGUUCACCAGAGAAAAGUCUGAGUUCACCCAUGAAAGCAUCAAGGUCACAGUCACCCUCGUCCCAAAUUUUAACAUCAGACGCCGAUACUGGACUGAAGGUUAGCUCACAGCAAGACACUAUUAGCACUGUGAGUGUUAAGGAGGACCUGACAUCUCUUUCUUCUUACCUUAGCUCAAAGCAGUCAACACAACAUGAAUCAACCAAUCAGAAUCAGGAUAACAAUGACACAGAGGACAAAUAUUUUGAAACAGUGUCAGCCAAUCAAAAUUUAGAUAAGAAAGAACCAUUAUCAGUGGAAGAGAAGCUUAAAGAUGAUAAACAGACAAUGGAGAGUGGAGUGAAUGAAGUUGAAGGUAAUAUGGAGGUUGAUCAGAUUAAAGAUUUGGAUGGUGGAAAGAAGGAGGAUAGUGGGGAUGCCAGCGUUAACAAAGAAGAGGAAACCAUGGCCAUUUAUAAAACAGGGAAUUCCUCACAGAAUCUGGGGAAAAGUGAUGUAAGUUUGGAAUCUAGAACCAGCCAAAGAGUGGACGAUGAGAAAAUGGAUGUUACUGAAUCCACAUCCAGUCUAGGACAAAAAGUAGACAAUGACAAAAUGGAUAGUAAAAUCUGCCAAGGACAAAAGAAAGGGGAUGAGACUAUGGAUGAAGGAAAGAUAUUGACAACAAUGAACAAAGAACAAAAGACUGACAAUGUAAAUAUGGAUAUAAGUAAUACAAUAUCUACAGACAAGACAGGAAAAAAGGAUGUCGAUGAGAAAAUGGAUGUAGGAAAGAUAGUGACAACAAUAAACCAAGAACAAAAGGCCAACACAAUGGAUGUUAGUAACACAACAACAACAACAGACAAGACAGGGACAAAACGAUGUCGGUGAGAAAAUGAUGUUAACAACAGCACUGACCAUCAGAAGUCAAUGACUGAUGAUGUUAAUACUGUAAUUAGUUCAAAGUCUGAAUCAAAAGAGGAUGUGACAUUGGCAAAGGAAACAGUAGUUAAAUCUAAGGAUGGAGAAGGGAUCACCCCAUUAGUAGAUGGAAAAAGUGCUUCAGACGGUCUCAAAGAUAAAAACACAAAUGAAAAGGAGAGUAGCAAAGGGGUAGGAGAGGGUGUGAAAAAGGGAGUUAAAAAAGACAAAACAGGCCCGGAAAACACCAAGGGUAAAGGCAGUGACAAGCCAGGGAGUUCUAAGAUGCACAAACAGCUGAUAGAGCAGUGUAUGGCAGCCCUGUGUUUGUGCCUGGCACGUUUCCCUACCCACUACAAGGCAUUGUACAGACUGGCCUACACCUAUAUCCAUUCUCCAUACCACAAGAAUUUGCAGUAUGCCCAUGACCUAUUGCUGGGCAACCCUGACUGGAAAAUGAUGGCACACAUGCCCGCCCAGGGUCUGUUCGUAGACAGGAAACCAAACAACUUCUUCCAGGGUGUGUGGAAGAUUCCAGUAGAUGAGAUUGACAGGUCUGGCAGCUUCCCCUCACACCUGACUCGAUCAGUCAAGCUUCUUCUCAAGGUUCUCAAGGAACAGAAGGAUGUGCCCAAGCUGCAUAGUGUCUUUCUCCAGCUCAACAGAGAUCCAGACCCCGGAAAAAAAUACAUGCGUGAUGCGGAGAGGGUAAAGUUUGCACGUCUGGCUCACCAGUACUGUCUUGAUGCCAUCAGAGGACGCCUGCCAGAUCUUCGUCGGUCUGAGAACCACACAAAGGCAGUAAAAUGUCUGAUGGAAGUGUAUAAGGUCUACAAUUACAUCUCCUUUAAGAUGGAUAUCAGUCAAACCAUUGAGGCUAAUGAACUGCUGGAGGACACCUUCAGUGCUGUCAUGGGCAAAAAGGUACUGGAUGAUGAGGAGGUUCUGGAACAGGCUAUCCGCUUUUGUCAGGAGGAGGUGCAGCGCCACAAAGCUAGACAAUACCAACCACCUGCUGGGAAACCUGUCAUGGACACAUCUGGAAAAGAUGGGAGUCAAUCAGAUUCCUCCUUUUUCUCACCUGAGAAACCAGUUUCCAUACCUGCUAAAAUGGGAGGUCAGAAUCCAGGUGUAUCAGUGAUGGCUCAAGGAUCUAAGGUAUUGGAGAAGGAAAAGAAAGGUCCUAUUUCCCCAUUUCAGCAGAAUUCCUACAAAACCAUAUCAGGACCUGAUUCAUCUAUAGGAAUUGUGAAACAACCAACAGGAAAGCCUGGAAGCCAAGGGUUAGGACAAGGGAAAACAACUGUCAGUGGUAUAUCAAAGAUUAUGCAGAAGGCUUCUCCCACUACACAGAAACCUAGUGUGAUUUCCACAGUAAAGGCAAACAUUCCCAUGGAAAGAUUUGUGGGUGAAGCAAAAAGCAAAUCCCUACCAGUAAGUGGGAAAGGAGCUUCUGGUUUUAAGCCAUAUAAUCCUAAGGAUUCAUCAGGACUCUCUCCUGUUAUUACUCCAGUCACACCCCACAUUGGGCUCUCCCCAAAGUUUGAUUUCAGCAAGAAAGCUGAUCCACCUACAUCUCAACCUGUCAAAAAAGUUAUAGAAGUAAUCGAAAUUUCAUCAUCUGAUGAUGAAAGUGAUGUUAAGACAAGUAGUGGAGAUAAAAGUAAGGGUGUCCUUCCAGUAGCUAAGGGAAGUAGUCCGGCCCAGAAAGGUGCAGCACGCAUUGAAACUGGCGGGAGCAUUGGCCCAACCCAGAAAAGUGAGAACUUACGAACCUUACUACAGGGUGGAGAAUAUCAGGCCAUACCCCAACCCAGCAUUAUAGGCCCAGGAGGCAAAGGUGCUGUACAACCAAAGGGAGGUAACUUACCUACGCAAAGACCAUAUCCAACUGGAAUAGUGUACAACAAGGGAUCCAAAGAUUCGCUAGGUAAUCGGACAAAACCGUUACAGAGACCAGUGAUUGCAUCAGGUGGACAAAAGGGAAAUAACUCUACUGGACAUAAAUUUGCUCAGCCCACCUUCACAGGAACAUCCUGGAUAUGUAAUGUAUGGAGCAAAGGUUAUGACACCAUCACAACAACAGAAACCUUCUCCAUCCUCACAGGAGAGUAUAACAGAUGAUUCUGACUUAUCAGAGAAAGAGGACAAAACAUAUGAACCGUCUGACGAGAGCAGUAGUGAUGAAGAACAGUUUGGUCAUAAGACUGUUAAAGGAAAGUCUCAGUCCUCCCCUCAUUCUGCUGGAAGGUCGUCAAAAUACAAUGUACAGGUAGCAACGUCCCUCCAGGACAUUGAACCGAUCCGUAUACUCAAUGCUGAGACAGGACAAAUAGUAGACUCUGAUAGUCAGAAAAGUGACCUAGUUACUGACCCAGAAAAACUGUUCUUUGAUGUCAAAGAUUGGCUGGAAGAUUUGUGAAUGUGAAACAACACCUAACUAUGUAAAUUAUCAGAUCAUGUUUAUUAUCAAUCACCGAUAUGUACGAAUGAAAAGUGCUGACAGUGAGUGGGGGCAAAAUAGUGCUGUUUUAAUUUAUCAUGAUCCAUGGUACCACUUUCACUGGUGGCCUGAAGCUGUUUUAACAAAAACAUUCAAGUGAAAUUAAUAUGUACCUUGGAAAUACAAUGGCUGAUCUCAAUAAAUAUACAGUGUUACUGAAACAGCA